AACUGCAAAUUACUAACAUGGCGCUCCACAGCACACUUUGUCGCAUAACAUGACGUGUUGAACAAAAAAAAAAAAUACAUCAACGUUGUUCCAGGCGCAUUCUCCCGAGUGGUGUGUGUUUGCAAAAGUGAGUACACUGAAAAUCAUAUUAUAAGGCGUGUAUCUUUAAAGUCAGGCUUGGGAAUCGGAUUUUACACCUCUGGUGUGUUUCCGAGGAGCGAAUCCCAAGCUAUAGAGCACAGGUAAGAAAGUAACGUCAUGCAACGUAAAGUGAGCUCUUCGAAACGAAACGCAGCCUGGACUGUGUGACUACAGUGCAAACACAUUACUGCAGCUACAAAAUUAAACUACAAAAAAAAGAAAAAAAAAAGAAACGUGUAUUAAACAUACGACAUCAUGUUUAAUGUUUUGUGUAUUAUUGUUGUUGUUAUCAAUUCCCCGUGUCAAAUAAUCCAGUAUUCAUGAGACAUUUUGCUAUUUACAGUUACAGUGCUAGAUCGACUUGGAACUGAAGAGCACAGAUACAUUCAGUCUGGGUUCAUUGUGUGUUUUCUUUAUCAUCAGUGACCAGCCCUGUGCAGGAGAAAACACUGUGCACCAUUAACCUUCAUCAGCCUUGUGUGACGGUGGAGAGAGGGACACACAGAGGAGAACUAGAGGACGCCCAUCCCUCACUCGUGGUUUUUUAACUCUGUUCUGCUGCUACUUUGAAGACAUGGAAAAUUCAUCUCCCCGUGGGUUUAUCUUGUGCGCUUGUGGCAAGCACAGGUACGCUUCUACUGAUUCUCACGGGAGCUGCAUGCACUGCUUGGGCUUGGAACAUGCCAAAUCAUCUGUGUCAGAACGUGGCAAGUGCCCUCACUGUGCCAAGUUUCAACGGCGUGCAUGCCACAAGCGCCUGUCUAAGGUUCGAAAGUUCCUAAACCAGAUGACUAGUGAUAAGAAGACUAUUCCUCCUAAACCUGACCCUUUAAAGGCUGUGGUGAGUACACCGGCCAAGGUCACUUUACCAGCAGUGAUGAAGAAAAGCCCACAGACAGAUGCACCCAGUCAGCCCUCCAUGGUGCUAUUCUCUACUCUAUCCACCGCCACAUCCACACUGACGCCACAGUCAUCCACACUCCCCAUGGUGUUCACAAUUCGUUCACCUGCUUCCACGUCUUCAGUGCAACACGUGGCACCAGCCCAUGAACCAAAAAGGGAGAAUAAUACAGGGACAGAACGGCGCUCCAGUAAUUCAGAGCGGCGCUCCAGUAAUUCUGGCUCUAAAAGCCAUUCGCACAGAGGCUCCCACAAGAGGAGGCACUCAUCAGAACGUCGAUCUAGACACUUCAGGCAGUCCCAGCAUGCCAGGCGGUCUCAUGGACUUACUCAUGCCCGCUCUAACUCCCCCUCCUCCUCUUACUCUUCUUAUUCCAGCUCGUCAGACCGCUUCUCCCCUAAGAAAGAGAUCAGCUCCCGGCUGUUGGCCCGGUUCUCUGACAUGCUAAAGAAGCAGCGAUCGCAGCUGCUGGAUGUCAUGCACUUGCAGCUGCAAGCACUACAGCAGUCCAUGCAGGCCCAGCGGGACUCUAUGGAACAACGAGUCGAAGCCCUUGAGAAAAAGCAAAAAAAGUUCUUGUCUGCACCUUCUGUGAUGCAAACACAAUCCUUGGGCUCAACCCAGGAUACAGAUUUUGCACAUGACGAUACCUUCAGACCAGAAGCUGAGCCGACGUGCAAGGAUUGGUCAGGAUCCACAGCAUCAAUGGAUUCUGACACAAUUACUGUGAAAAUUGAGGAGGAUCCAAUUUCAAUUGUGGCUGGCUAUAGUAUGGAGGAAGGGGGGGACGAUGAAGAUAAUGGUGAUAGUGAAGAUGCUUCCCUGCUCCCGGAUGUUACCCCUUCCAUGCAAGAACUUCUUUUGGCAGAUGACUUGCAAAGUCUGAUCUGUCGUGCAGCUGAAUACCUGGGAAUUGAUUUCCCGGCAGUACCAGGAAGAUUGACAGCACCAGAUCCAACCAUGGUACCGGAGUUCGAAAACCUAGUACAGAGCACAUGGUCAAACCCAGCUUCAUCCAGACCCUUCAAGGAGGUCCAUUCUAAGAUGUACAGCUUGCAUGAAUGCCAGGCUCCUGCCUAUGACAGAAUGCCUCAGGUGAGUGGGCUCAUGUCAGCAAUCUUUCAGGCUGUGAAGCCAACAGAUAGUAAAGAGGCUCCUGCCCCUACAAAGCAGUGGCGGUUCACAGAGGCGCUUGCAGAACGAGUUUAUCAAACUGCUGGUAUGCUGGCCAGGACUGCAAACUAUCUCCGGUACCUGUCAGAUUAUCAGACACGCCUGCUUGAUGAGAUCACUGGCGAAGCACCUGCGCCACGCUUGCAGGCAGUCCUGAACGAACUGAAACUUAUUGCCCAGUUCAGCCUCCAACUGUCCUCUCAUCAGGCUGAGCUUUCUGGUAGGGCAAUGGCAUGUUCAGUAGCCAUCCGUCGACAAGUUUGGAUGGCUAACGCCAAGUAUACUGAUGCUCUGAAGGCAACUGUCGCAGACUUGCCCUUUGUAGUUGGCCACACGUUUGGGCCUCAUGUAGAUGCAGCUUUUAACGACCUGGUUUGCAAGCAGGCAUUGUAAUUAAAUCAUUAGUAGAUUUAGAUGCCUGUACAGUAUUUCCCUGUUAAGGAAGUUCCAAAUGUUACUACUGAGAUGAGCCUUGUGCCUGAUUCUGUUUAUAUAUACAAACAGUCACUAUUUGCUUGGUUUACUUAAACCCAGGAAUUUCUCCAAUCCUGUUAUAUCUACUCAUGGUAGUGCAUCUAUAUUGACGCUGACCAGAAAAUGUGAAAAUCAGAUUGUGUGGUUAGUCAGGUGAAAUCAGUUUCAGAAUGAAUGUGUCUUAACAUAAUAAUCUUUUGGCAUCUCUACUGUAUAAAGUAUGUGCUGUAUGUGUAACUGUUAGGGGUGUGCCACUAGUUUCAAAGUAAUUGUCUUUAAGAAAAUUGAAGUUGUUAGGUUAAAGUAAAUUGAAUAAAACAGUGCAACCUUUGUCUUAUCUUUUAUCCUUUUGAUAU
Polyodon spathula (Mississippi paddlefish) is the source of this 3045-nucleotide messenger RNA. RefSeq lists its product as uncharacterized. NCBI's taxonomy places the organism in Eukaryota, Metazoa, Chordata, Actinopteri, Acipenseriformes, Polyodontidae. The record is from RefSeq and is a predicted model, not a curated record. The transcript has 2 exons. Bases 716 to 2608 code for a protein of 630 amino acids.